This is a messenger RNA of Erythranthe guttata (spotted monkey flower), 722 nucleotides long. The record is from RefSeq and is a predicted model, not a curated record. NCBI's taxonomy places the organism in Eukaryota, Viridiplantae, Streptophyta, Magnoliopsida, Lamiales, Phrymaceae.
CGUUUCCGCGAUGUACUGGAUAAACGCCCUGAGGAAGUAAGACCCAUUUGCUUCGCGCGUAUAAAUACAUUUCGAGUUCAAAUCAAACCUUCCCUCACAGCUCUUUGCAAUUCAAAAUCCCAACUCUUCACACACUUCACGCACUAAAUCUGAAUAAGGAGUUCAGCGAGAGAGAGAGAGACAAAGAGGAGGAAGAAGAGGAAAUUUCAAGCAGCAAAAAUGGGGAAGCGAUUGAGGAAAGCCAGAUCGAUGUGCUGUUGCGUCUCUCCACGAUCCUCAUUUCUUACUUCCCACUCAAUUUUCAGCUGGUAUGAAGAGGAUACGUGGAUACAGAUUGCCAAGUUUUUGGAUGGAAGAUCUCUGGUGAUGCUCGCAUUGACUUGCAAAUGGUUUAGCCGUAUUAUGAUGGAGGACUGCGUGUGGAAAUAUGCAUGUUUGCGUGAUCUUGAUAUUCCCGACCCUGGAAAAGUCUCAUUCAAAUGGAUCAAACUUUAUACCUCAGCUUUUGGUAAAGUUCAUCUUCUUUGAAACUCCAUCAUAAUAUGAAGAUUGGCUAUUGCUAUUAAAAUUGUGCGGAGAAUUGAAUCAUUAUUUUUUUGCAGAUGGAAGUCACUCGUACAUGUUUCGUCAGCAAGAGAGGCAUAUUGGUAAACUUGUUUUUCUUGUAGUAGAUUUCACUUCUUUUCCAUAACCUGUCAUUUGUUGCUGAGUGAAAUUAAUCA